AUGGUGCUGUCUGUUUUCAAAGAUGGACGGCCAAGAGUGGAGAAGUAUCUUCAGACGGCGAAUCAUAUAAAGAACAAGAACAUCUGUUCCAUCAAAACAAGACUCUUUGUGUCGUCGUCAUACAAAUUGAAACAUGGAAUAAAAAGUUCAAUGAAUAUUCCUGAAACUCAAGAAGUUGAUUUCAGUAAACCUGACAAUGGUUUAAAUACAUGGGUGAAUAAAAAUGUAGAAUUAAGAAACUGCGCUUUUACAAGAGAGUUGGAUUCCAAAACGGAUUAUGUUGUAGCUAAUGUGAGUUCGUUACAGCUUUUAGAACUUCCACUACGGUCAGGGUUGAAGUUGGUAAUAGUUGUACCAAAUGAGGUUGACGUCUUGCAGAACUUAUUCAACAUCUUGAAAGACCAAGGUUUGGAUGCAGCGGAAAUAAAUAGAUUUGCAAAGAGUAAUAUUGUACAAUAUGGCGCCUUAAUUGUAAAUAAAAUGGGAGCAAAUGUCACCGUUUUGACAUGUUUAACCGUCCCAUCAAACAUGAUACCGGCACAAAAUGAGCGUUCUUGUAACAAUCAACCAUUCUACGUGGGAAUCGUCUAUGAAGACACGCCUUUAUUUAUUGGACAGUUUACGAAAUGA
Molecule: messenger RNA, 630 nt
Organism: Arctia plantaginis
Lineage: Eukaryota; Metazoa; Arthropoda; Insecta; Lepidoptera; Erebidae
Source: the annotation of a GenBank genome assembly